Messenger RNA from Caenorhabditis elegans, 2241 nucleotides. It is a transcript of the gene H39E23.3, whose product is annotated as Neurofilament heavy polypeptide-like. The record is from RefSeq and is marked reviewed. Lineage: Eukaryota; Metazoa; Nematoda; Chromadorea; Rhabditida; Rhabditidae. Bases 1 to 2241 code for a protein of 746 amino acids. The transcript has a single exon.
AUGAAGUUGUUCUUGUGUUCCCUCCUUCUAUUCGCCGCUUUGUCGGUCACUGUUCAAGGAUUCCCUACAAAAGAUCGUGAGGCCAGAGAGACUGAACCAGUGAAACUGCCAACUGCUGAUUCCGAGAAGAAGGCCCCAACCAAGAGAGAAGCUGAUCCACCAAAGACUGAAUCUGCUGAUUCCGAGAAGAAGGCCCCAACCAAGAGAGAAUCUGAUAAGCCAAAGACUGAAUCUGCUGAUUCCGAGAAAAAUGCCCCAGCCAAGAGAGAAGCUGAUAAGCCAAAGACUGAAUCUGCUGAUUCCGAGAAAAAGGCCCCAGCCAAGAGAGAAGCUGAUAAGCCAAAGACUGAAUCUGCUGAUUCCGAGAAGAAGGCCCCAGCCAAGAGAGAAGCUGAUAAGCCAAAGACUGAAUCUGCUGAUUCUGAGAAGAAGGCCCCAGCCAAGAGAGAAUCUGAUAAGCCAAAGACUGAAUCUGCUGAUUCCGAGAAAAAUGCCCCAGCCAAGAGAGAAGCUGAUAAGCCAAAGACUGAAUCUGCUGAUUCCGAGAAAAAGGCCCCAGCCAAGAGAGAAGCUGAUAAGCCAAAGACUGAAUCUGCUGAUUCCGAGAAGAAGGCCCCAGCCAAGAGAGAAGCUGAUAAGCCAAAGACUGAAUCUGCUGAUUCUGAGAAGAAGGCCCCAGCCAAGAGAGAAUCUGAUAAGCCAAAGACUGAAUCUGCUGAUUCUGAGAAGAAGGCCCCAGUCAAGAGAGAAGCUGAUAAGCCAAAGACUGAAUCUGCUGAUUCUGAGAAGAAGGCCCCAGCCAAGAGAGAAUCUGAUAAGCCAAAGACUGAAUCUGCUGAUUCUGAGAAGAAGGCCCCAGUCAAGAGAGAAGCUGAUAAGCCAAAGACUGAAUCUGCUGAUUCCGAGAAGAAGGCCCCAGCCAAGAGAGAAUCUGAUAAGCCAAAGACUGAAUCUGCUGAUUCUGAGAAGAAGGCCCCAGUCAAGAGAGAAGCUGAUAAGCCAAAGACUGAAUCUGCUGAUUCCGAGAAGAAGGCCCCAACCAAGAGAGAAGCUGAUCCACCAAAGACUGAAUCUGCUGAUUCCGAGAAGAAGGCCCCAGCCAAGAGAGAAGCUGAUAAGCCAAAGACUGAAUCUGCUGAUUCCGAGAAGAAGGCUUCAGCCAAGAGAGAAGCUGAUAAGCCAAAGACUGAAUCUGCUGAUUCUGAGAAGAAGGCCCCAGUCAAGAGAGAAGCUGAUAAGCCAAAGACUGAAUCUGCUGAUUCUGAGAAGAAGGCCCCAGUCAAGAGAGAAGCUGAUCCGCCAAAGACUGAAUCUGCUGAUUCCGAGAAGAAGGCCCCAACCAAGAGAGAAGCUGAUCCACCAAAGACUGAAUCUGCUGAUUCCGAGAAGAAGGCCCCAGCCAAGAGAGAAGCUGAUCCACCAAAGACUGAAUCUGCUGAUUCCGAGAAGAAGGCCCCAGCCAAGAGAGAAGCUGAUCCGCCAAAGACUGAAUCUGCUGAUUCCGAGAAGAAGGCCCCAGCCAAGAGAGAAGCUGAUCCACCAAAGACUGAAUCUGCUGAUUCUGAGAAGAAGGCCCCAGUCAAGAGAGAAGCUGAUAAGCCAAAGACUGAAUCUGCUGAUUCCGAGAAGAAGGCCCCAGCCAAGAGAGAAGCUGAUCCACCAAAGACUGAAUCUGCUGAUUCCGAGAAAAAUGCCCCAGCCAAGAGAGAAGCUGAUAAGCCAAAGACUGAAUCUGCUGAUUCCGAGAAGAAGGCCCCAGCCAAGAGAGAAGCUGAUCCACCAAAGACUGAAUCUGCUGAUUCCGAGAAGAAGGCCCCAGCCAAGAGAGAAGCUGAUCCGCCAAAGACUGAAUCUGCUGAUUCCGAGAAGAAGGCCCCAGCCAAGAGAGAAGCUGAUCCACCAAAGACUGAAUCUGCUGAUUCUGAGAAGAAGGCCCCAGUCAAGAGAGAAGCUGAUAAGCCAAAGACUGAAUCUGCUGAUUCCGAGAAGAAGGCCCCAGCCAAGAGAGAAGCUGAUCCACCAAAGACUGAAUCUGCUGAUUCCGAGAAAAAUGCCCCAGCCAAGAGAGAAGCUGAUAAGCCAAAGACUGAAUCUGCUGAUUCCGAGAAGAAGGCUUCAGCCAAGAGAGAAGCUGAUCCACCAAAGACUGAAUCUGCUGAUUCUGAGAAGAAGGCCCCAGUCAAGAGAGAAGCUGAUAAGCCAAAGACUGAAUCUGCUGACAAGGUUCCACUACCACAUUAA